Messenger RNA from Tachyglossus aculeatus (Australian echidna), 1888 nucleotides. It is a transcript of the gene SLC6A20, whose product is annotated as solute carrier family 6 member 20. The record is from RefSeq and is a predicted model, not a curated record. Gene Ontology annotation, cellular component: plasma membrane. Gene Ontology annotation, biological process: sodium ion transmembrane transport. The transcript has 11 exons. Lineage: Eukaryota; Metazoa; Chordata; Mammalia; Monotremata; Tachyglossidae. Gene Ontology annotation, molecular function: L-proline transmembrane transporter activity. Bases 25 to 1809 code for a protein of 594 amino acids.
CUGCGCUGAGAGCCGUGCCUGAGGAUGGAAGCGGAGAAAACUCGACCGUUGUGGAACAAUCCUUUACAGUUCGUGUUCGCCUGCAUUUCCUACGCAGUGGGCCUGGGGAACGUGUGGAGGUUCCCAUAUCUCUGUCAGAUGUAUGGAGGUGGUGGGUUUUUGGUGCCAUACUUCAUCAUGCUGAUUGUGGAAGGGAUGCCUCUGUUGUACCUGGAGCUGGCCGUGGGGCAGCGGAUGCGCCAGGGGAGUAUCGGGGCUUGGAGGACCAUAAGCCCCUACCUCAGUGGGGUUGGCAUUGCCAGUGUGGUGGUCUCAUUUUUCCUUUCUAUGUACUACAAUGUAAUAAAUGCCUGGGCCUUUUGGUACCUAUUCCACUCUUUCCAGGAUCCCUUGCCGUGGUCCGUCUGCCCCCUGAAUCGUAACCACACGGGCUAUGACGAAGAAUGCGAGACUGCCUCCUCAACUCAGUACUUCUGGUACCGGAAAACCCUCAACAUCUCCCCCUCCAUCCAAGAGAAUGGGGGCAUCCAGUGGGAGCAGGCCCUGUGCCUGAUCCUGGCUUGGCUGGUGGUGUAUCUGUGCAUUCUGAGAGGGACAGAGUCGACGGGCAAGGUGGUCUAUUUUACUGCCUCCUUGCCAUACUGUGUCCUCAUCAUAUACUUAAUCCGAGGGCUGACGCUCCACGGGGCUUCGAACGGGCUGCAGUACAUGUUCACCCCAAAGAUAGAGCAACUGGCAAACCCCAAGGCCUGGAUCGAUGCAGCGACUCAAAUCUUCUUCUCCCUGGGCCUGGGGUUCGGCAGCCUGAUCGCUUUCGCCAGCUACAACGAACCCAACACCGACUGCCAGAAACACGCCAUCAUCGUGUCCUUGAUUAACAGCACCACCUCCAUCUUUGCCAGCGUCGUGACUUUCUCCAUCUACGGCUUUAAGGCGACCCACAACUACGAGAGCUGCAUCAACCGGGUGAUCCUGCUGCUGACCAACGUUUUCGACCUGGAGGACGGAUCCCUGACGGCCGGCAACCUCGAGCAGAUGAGGGAUUACCUAGCGGCUACCUACCCGGAUGAAUACGCUGAGGUGCUCCCGCAAAUGAAAAACUGCAGUUUGGAAGCGGAGCUGGCCACGGCUGUCCAAGGGACCGGACUGGCGUUUAUUGUCUAUAGCGAAGCCAUUAAAAACAUGGAGGUGUCCCAGCUGUGGUCGGUGCUGUACUUCGUCAUGCUGCUGAUGCUGGGGAUCGGGAGCAUGCUGGGGAACACCGCCGCCAUCCUCACGCCUCUGACGGACAGCAGGUUCAUUUCCACCCGCCUGCCCAGGGAGGCCAUCUCAGGUCUGGUGUGUUUCCUUAACUGCAUCAUCGGCUUGGUGUUCACCUUGGAAUCCGGAAACUACUGGUUUGACAUAUUCAAUGACUACGCAGCCACCCUGUCCUUACUGCUCAUUGUCCUGGUGGAAACUAUUGCCGUUUGUUACAUUUAUGGGCUAAGGAGGUUCGCAAACGAUCUUAAAAUGAUGACCGGACGGAAGCCAAGCUGGUACUGGAAAACUAUGUGGGCAUUUGUCAGCCCCGUGCUGAUCGUCAGCCUGUUCAUCUUCUACCUGGUGGACUACAUCCUCACUGGAACCCUGCGGUAUCAGGCUUGGGACGCCACCCAGGGACAGCUGGUGACUAAAGAGUACCCCCGCCCUGCCUUGGCUGUGAUCGGACUGCUCGUGGCCUCGUCCACCCUCUGCAUACCUUUGGUGGCUCUCGUGACUUUUCUCCGAAACAGAUCAAAAAGGAGGAACACGGCCACGGUGGUCUGACCCUCGGGCCGGGAGGAGGCCUCCUCCUCAACGCUUCUUCCCGGAGCGCCGACGAAGCCGUGGGCCGCCGGCAACGCAG